AUGGCGGACGGUCAUACAAUUGUGAGCUCUGAUGAGAAGUAUGAUUCGGGCAAGAAAUUAAUCAUUGAUCAAGAGAAAUAUACUGAUAAUGUUGUGAAAUAUUUAACAGUAAGUGAUAAAGGCAAAUUCAAAUGGAAUGGUCCCUUCCAAAGCCUAAAAAUGUUGAUGACCGAAUUGACAAAGAACGAAUCAAAAUGGUCGGCAUCAGGUGGUUAUUGUAAAUUGCUCGAACUAGACGACUUAGCUAUAAGAUGGUAUGCAGACAGUAAGUCGCUUACAGUAAAUGGGAAGUUGAGCGACGAUAUUAAAUCCGAGCUUCGAAAUAUUGCCGGACUAGCACGUCCUGCAGUUGAAGUAACAAGUAAUAACUAUAAAGAAGCCGAACAUGCGGCAAUAAAUACGGGACGCAUGGAUGCACCUGAUAGUAGCUGUAGCUGUAGCUGUGCUUAUAUUAAUGCCGAUAUGGAGGGUAUUAAAUUAGACCUUACAAUUCUGGAAUCGCGGCUGCUUGCUACAUUGUCGGAAAAUGAAUAUGAGUCGGACAUUAACUUGCUUAGGGUAAAAUUAAAAGAAUUGGAAGGCGUUGUGCGGAAUCAAGAUGAAGUUAAUCGCCGAAUUAUCGAGGAGAAUGUAUUUUUUAAAUCAAAGUUAUUAUUCCUCGAGAAGCUAGUGCUUAAUAUGUCCCAAGGCUAUCAGAACAAAGGUAGUGGAUCAGGAACCCAAUUAGCAUUACAGAGGAAUCGCCAACGCGUGACAGUGACCAACUUAGUAGCUUGAAUAAAAAUAGUUUGAGCUCGUCUCGCGGUACUAACGACAGCCUAUCUCGUGAUGGCGAACUAAGUGCUAAUCUAACUGUAAAUAAUAUUGAUCUUCAACAAUCUAUAGUCUCGAAUACUAUUGAUACUGACCCUAGGAAUUCGAGCUUUAACGUUGUUGGAACACGCACACCUCAGGAACAAAAUCAAAUCCCAUUACAUGUUAGACAACAAGCCACUGAGGUGAAUACUAGUAAUAUCGACCUUAGUAACCUGAGUCAACAACCCAAUGACCCGAAUACUAAUGACAUUGACCUAGGGAAUAUUAAUGAGUCGCCUUCAAAGCAAAUACUAGUACCGAGUAAACAGAAAAAAGAUACUGGUACAUUAGUGAAUAGAACCUCGAAGCCCCUAAAAUCACAACUUGAAAAGGAAGAUAAUAAUACUGGAAAAAGCACUAUACCCUGCCCAUUUCUUAAGCGUCGAGGGUGGUGCGCAAAGGGAAGGCGUUGCGAUUUUAAACAUCCACGUGGUGAAAAAAAACAUUUGGUGCCCUGUCCCUUUUUGCAAAAUCGAGGCUAUUGCUUAAAGGGUAGCGGGUGUGAUUUUUCCCACAGUACCAAUCAUAACAGAACGGCAUCACGGCCUGUUAAUAACCAUCCCAACCCACCUUUUUUUUCUUACCAUCCUUACCAUCGUCCUCCUAUGGUCCCACAUUUAAGAACACACGGAAUGAGUGUCAACCGAAGUCCUCAAAGUUACUCCCAGUUUGCUCGGUUUUUUCAACAUUGCCCGAAAACCUUAAUGGAAAUCCCUGUCCAACCUCCGUUUACCUUCGCCUUCCGCGAAAGUUAUUAA
Paramuricea clavata is the source of this 1613-nucleotide messenger RNA. NCBI's taxonomy places the organism in Eukaryota, Metazoa, Cnidaria, Anthozoa, Malacalcyonacea, Plexauridae. The record is from the annotation of a GenBank genome assembly.